UGUCCCUCACAGUAGCAAACACUGGGUGCCUGCUGUGUGCUGGGGAUACAGAGAUGUAUAAGACACACCCCUGGUGGAGCUCAGAGGCCACUGGGGGCAGCUGGAUGUGUAAACAGACAAGCACAGUCUGGUGUGGAAUAAACUGAUCUGCAGGCUGCAGGAAGGAUGGCGUGUGAGAUUGUCCCUUCUAUCAGGGAGCACAGGACUCCUGCCUGAGCUGCUGCCUCUGGACUCUGACAGCUUCAGCCUCACCCUGAACAGCAUGGCUGGUCUUGGCAACCAGCAGAUGCAUGGAAAGACAGCUUCUCUGAAGAGCCCUGUGUCCUGCACAGAGAAACUAGCCAGGGUUCAGGCACCCCUGAACUCCAGUCUGCACUGGCCAGAAGGCUUGAAGAGUGAAGAGAUCAAGAAGUGUGGCCGAGAAGGGCCCCAGCUCGUGUGUUUGCAGACACUACUGAGUAAAUACAACCAGCAAUACCACAAGCUGUUUAAGGACAUCCCUUUGGAGGAGGUUGUUCUCAAAGUGUGUUCCUGUGCCCUCCAGAGAGACCUUCUUCUCCAGGGCCGGCUCUACAUCUCCCCCAACUGGCUCUGUUUCCAUGCUAGCCUCUUUGGCAAGGAUAUCAAGGUGGUCAUUCCUGUGGUGUCUGUGCAAAUGAUCAAAAAACACAAGAUGGCCCGGCUCCUUCCCAAUGGCCUGGCCAUCACCACCAAUACCAGCCAAAAGUAUGUCUUUGUGUCACUGCUUUCCCGGGACAGUGUCUAUGACAUGCUGAGGAGGGUCUGCACACACCUACAGCCUUCCAGCAAGAAGAGCCUGAGUGUAAGAGAAUUUCCAGAGGAACCUGAGUGCGAGUCUCUGGAAGUCCUCAUCCCUGAGAUGAAGUGGAGAAAGGUGUGCCCUGCCUCCAGGUCCCUGUCCCUUCCAGACAACAUCCCUUGUAUCCCUCGGGCAUCCAUGGACCCUACCGACAGCUUCUUUCCCUCCAGGAAGCCUCCAGGCUCUGAGAAUGCUGUCUGUGAGAAGGAGAAACUGGAGGAGUUGCCCAGGAGCGACGGGGAGCUGAGGCUCUGGGAUUGCCAGCUCCUCAAGGUCAUCUUCGUGCUGAUCUGCUUCUUGGUCAUGUCCUCAUCGUAUCUGGCAUUCCGCAUCUCCCGGCUGGAACAGCAAUUAUGCUCCCUGAAUUGGGAUGGCCCAAUCCCUGGGCACAGGUAACAGCCACCUGGCCUUUGUCCCCACUUCUCCAUGAAGAAUGCUGUGCGUGCUAAGGUUCCACCAGUGAUCGCCGUGGUUUAUGCUGCUGCUGCGCUGAGACUGAGUAUGAAGGAACAUAGUCCAGAUCCUUCCUCCUCCCCCUAACUCUUAUCUCUCCUGUUUACAAAGCUCCUACAAUUUGGGGACUCGGACAAAGAGCCAGAUUCUUGGAACAGCUGAGAAAUUCUGUAUACUAAGCUUCACCAAGCACUUCAGUGAAAAAAGAAAAUUAACUUGUUCCUUGGAAACAGCCUGGCACAGGUGCAGAACACUAGGAGCCACUGGAGGGACAAAGGCCAUGCUUUGGUUCCUGGAAUGUACCUCUCCAACUGUCACGCGGCUCACUGCCUCAGUGGGACAGAGGCUCUAACCCAAACCACCAGUGGGGCUCUGCUCUCUCCCAACAUACUGUGCUCUCACUUGCGCCCCUGAGAGUCUCUGCUCCGGGAGCCGGUCCCCUGUCAGGCCAAGGGCAGACUGAGGGAGAGGAAGGGGAGGGGGAAGCUAUGAACAAGGAGAGGAGGGCGUGUGGCUAGGAUUCCAGCUAGAGAGGAACGUUCGUGCCCUGUGCUGAGGCUCUAUCCUGGCCCCUCACAAAGAGGCUGGCUGAAUCUGGAGGACAGUACUUGCAGCAGAGGAUGGUGGCAGGGGCUGUGAAGGAGAGCAGAGGUCCAGCAUUCUGUGUCCUGAGCUGCCACUUCCUGGUGAGACAGGUGGAGCGGGGCCUUUGAUCACUGUGGUCACAGACCUGGUACUGUCUUCCCCUCGUGUGCUCAAACAGUUCUAAGGUCCCCCAGGUGGGAAGUAGGGGCUGGGGCUGGGGUGGGUGGGAAGGUUGGUGGCUUUGAUUUGAGAUUUUGCUUUGUACUCCCUGGCUGACUGCCUGAGAGGCCAUGACCCAUAGCAACCUGUCGGGAAGUAAGGCUGGGCAGCUAGGCAGUUGGGCACAAUGGUAUAGGGCCACUGCAGGGCAAAGCUCACUCAUGUCACCAGAAAUAAGUAUGUUGCGGGCCAUGGGGGGAGGCUUCUCCAUUCUAUGAAUAAGGUAGAGGUGUCCAAGGUGGGCCUGGUACAGUGCAGGGACCAGGCCAAGGGGUUCUGUCUGAUAUCUCUGGGGACAAGAGAAGUAGGGGAUGAGAAGAGUGGACACAGUGGUAGCUUUCUUUUAGAGAUUCCUCCACUUCUGCCAGGGCCACCUGUUUUCUAAACAGCUCGUCUAUGCCUCAGAACUCUGCCUGCUCUUCCUGGGACUCCCAUCUGCUAAGACAGUGCCUUUGGAGGUUCUAGAGGGGCCUCAGUGAAGAGGUCAGAGGUAUCAAGUCACUGGUGAUGGGGUGAGUGGUGUCAGAAAUAGCCACUGUUUUUCCUCCUUUGGACACCUGAAAGGUUAAUCAGGGAGAAAUCCAAGCAGAAAUUAUUUAUUGCAGAGCCAUGAUUGUCCUAUUAGGACAAACCCAAACAAGAAUUGGAGGGACUGACUGCAGGUGACAAGUCCCAAAGCUCAGACUAGCAGUCUCUUCAUCCUCACCCCAUUGCGGGUUCUAGGAUUAUGCUUAGAGCCUGGGGGGGUUGCUUGCACCUCAUCUGUAUGUAUCAGGUGGAACUCAUUCCAUUCUCCCCACAGCACCACAGUGGGGAAAACCCCAUCCUUUUUUGGAACCAGCCCCCUUCAUCACUCCUUUCCAUCACGUCUUCAGGGAAAUACUUGCCCCAGUGUCUCCCGGCCCUGGUCCUUGCCGAAGGGCAGGGAGAGUAGGUCCAUUCUCUAGAGCCUUGCCAGGUUGAGCCAGAGGCUCAUGAGGGGCCAGCAGAGGUGCCAAGUCAUGGGUAACGGUGCCAAAGUGCUGGUGAAUCUAGUCUCCACCUGUGCCGCAGGCUCAGAAAGGGCAAGAGGCAUGCUGUAGGGUGGGGUGGCUCUGGAGGCCCUCUUGGGUCCAGGGAUUUCAGUGGUAUGAGUGUGCCUGUCGCUCUGGGGGGCCCUCUGUUUCUCCCUUUGAUUCCCCAGCCUGGUCCUCUGGGGCCAAUGUCCCUUUUGGUUGUGCUCAUUUGUAAACUGUGUAUUUGUACAGACCUGCUUGCACUGGCUGAUACUCCUUUAAUUCCCUGAGAGAUUGGUUCAACUAUCCUUGGGUUGUUCCACCAUAGCAUUAGCCUUUGAAAAUAUUUUAAAAUACAAAAAUUUGAUUUUUCUAGUGUCCUGUGGUAUGGAAA
This is a messenger RNA of Lynx canadensis (Canada lynx), 3466 nucleotides long. RefSeq names its product GRAM domain containing 2A (gene GRAMD2A). Gene Ontology annotation, molecular function: phosphatidylinositol-4,5-bisphosphate binding. Lineage: Eukaryota; Metazoa; Chordata; Mammalia; Carnivora; Felidae. The record is from RefSeq and is a predicted model, not a curated record. Gene Ontology annotation, cellular component: extrinsic component of cytoplasmic side of plasma membrane; organelle membrane contact site; endoplasmic reticulum membrane. Bases 263 to 1216 code for a protein of 317 amino acids. The transcript is spliced from 13 exons. Gene Ontology annotation, biological process: regulation of store-operated calcium entry.